UCGGACUUUACGGCUGUGUUAUCAAGGAUAAGUCAAUGCCCCUGAAAGAGAAGCAGGAGCGAUGUGGGUUGAAUCAUUUCCCCCCACGCCUUGGUAAGCAGGGGGAAGCAUUGCCACUUUAAGAGUCAGUGGAUGAGACCGAACUGACAGCAGCUCUGUUCCGCCGGGGCAGACCGACACGCCACUCUGGAAGACACACAGAAGCGAAAGGGAGGAUUUUGCACGGGGAGAAUAAAAAUAAUAAUAAUAAUAAAAGCAGUUUGAUUGUACAACGAAGAACGAGUAAGCUGCCGUAGACCAUCACUCGAACGGUAACAGAAAAUCUUUGUCUUCGAUCAACGGGUGCCAAGAUGCCUGUGGCGUCAGCUCAUUCGGGCGAUUCAGCUAUGCAGCAGGUCCUGAACAACUUGAAUGACUUACCAAACUCUACUGGAGCCAAGGAUCUAGACUUGCUCUUCCUGCGAGGAAUCAUGGAAAGCCCAAUUGUUCGGUCACUAGCUAAGGCCCACGAGAAGCUGAAAGACACUCAGCUGGAAGCUGUGAGUGAUAACAACUUGGAGUUAGUGAAGGAGAUCAUCGAUGAUAUAACCCCAAUUGCCAAAGAGAAUGACACUGCAGCAGAACUCUCUCAGAUUCUCCAAGAACCACAUUUUCAGUCACUGCUGGAAGCUCACGACACAGUCGCCUCUAAAAACUACGAAACUCCACCUCCAAGUCCAGAGUCGUUCAUGGACUCCACGUUCAACAAUCAGCCUGUGCCCCCUGAUGCUGUCCGAAUGGUGGGGAUUCGCAAGGUCAAGGGUGAGCAUUUGGUAGGUGCAUUGUGUGGGAGUAUGGGUGGAAAAAGGAAAAAGAAGAUGAUGUAUCUGACCACCAAAAAUGCAGAAUUUGAUCGACACGAGCUUCUAAUCUACGAGGAAGUAGCAAAAAUGCCACCAUUUCAGAGGAAGACGGUUCUUAUUGGGGCACAAGGAGUCGGGAGAAGAAGCUUGAAGAACAGACUCAUCAUGUCUGAUCCAAUGAGAUUUGGAACCACCAUUCCUUUCACUUCACGGAAACCGAAGGAGGAUGAGAAUGACGGACAUAUUUAUGCCUUCGUGUCUCGUGCUGAAAUGGAGAACGACAUCAAGAGCAGCAGGUAUCUUGAACACGGUGAAUACGAAGGGAACCUUUACGGAACAAAAAUCGAUUCCAUUCACGAGGUGGUUGAAUGUGGAAAAAUCUGCAUCCUGGAUGCAAACCCACAGGCACUGAAGGUUCUACGGACAUCUGAAUUCAUGCCUUACGUGGUAUUUAUUGAGGCUCCAGACUUGGACACACUUCGAGCAAUGCACAGGGCAGCUAUUGAUGUGGGAGUUACAACAAAACAAUUAACUGACACAGAUUUGAAGAAAACUGUGGACGAGAGCUCCCGCAUCCAGCGAGCAUACAACCACUACUUCGAUCUCACCAUUAUGAAUGAUAAUCUUGACAAGGCCUUCCAAAAGCUUCAGACAGUCAUGGAGAAACUCUGCAUAGAGCCCCAGUGGGUGCCUGUGAGCUGGGUCUACUAAUGUUCUUCCAAAGAGGUAGAGAAAUAUGUUUUACACAGAGCACCAUUAACUUUGUAGAAAAAGUCCCUUAGAUAUAAAGGGACACCAAUUUGGACAAGUCAUAAGGAGGCAACGCGUCAUGCUUCUAACCAAUAUAUUUGUGCCAAUCAACAUUAAAUCUUAAAUUAAAUGGUUAUGAAAGGAAGGGAUGGGAAUGCUCCCAUGUUACUUUUAUGAUUUUGUUGUUCAAACAAUUAUGAAAUGGGCAAAUUCCAUUGGCAUUGGUGUCCAGUUUGUUGAUUUAUGGCAGAUUCUGCUAGAUUAUAUCAAUUUAAUUAACAAGAUAAAACAUUAGAUACAUAAGAACCUGCAGAUGCUGGAGUCUUGAGUAAAACUCAAAGUGCUGGAUUAACUCAGCGGGUCAGUGGAGGGAAUGGACAGGU
Molecule: messenger RNA, 1975 nt
Organism: Amblyraja radiata (thorny skate)
Lineage: Eukaryota; Metazoa; Chordata; Chondrichthyes; Rajiformes; Rajidae
Product: MAGUK p55 scaffold protein 2
Molecular function (GO): protein binding
Source: RefSeq, a predicted model, not a curated record